CCACCUUUAGAUGAUUAUCAUCUGAUGGUCAUUCUAUUUCUUAAUUUUACUUAAAGAGAUGUCUGGAUAUACGUCUGUUUAUUUUCACUUUCCUGACAGAUCAAAAGCUCCCCGUGUUUUUGUGAUCAUUGGGUCACUUCACAGCACCCAUGGCUGAAAAUGUGGACAAUGUUGUCCCUAAUGUGUCAAAUGGUGGAGCGGAGACCAACCGGCAACCUCAGACCGGCGGCACAGGAGAUCCCAGCAGGAAUGAGGUGGAGCUGAACGGACAGCUGCCGACUGCACGGCCACCUCAGGUGGUAAAUGACGGCGAGGAAGACGAAGAUGAGGAACUGACUCUAAAAUAUGGAGCUAAACAUGUUAUCAUGCUGUUUAUUCCUGUGACACUGUGUAUGGUGGUUGUGGUCGCAACAAUCAAAUCGGUAGAUUUCUACACGCACAAGGACGGAGAGCAGCUGAUCUACACUCCGUUCCGUGAGGACACCGAGACCGUGGGUCAGCGCGCUCUCAACUCGAUGCUCAAUGCCAUCAUUAUGAUCAGUGUUAUAGUGGUCAUGACCCUUGUGCUGGUGGUGCUCUACAAGUACAGAUGUUAUAAGGUGAUUCAAGGUUGGCUGUUCUUCUCCAAUCUCCUCCUCCUGUUCUUUUUCUCCUUCAUUUAUUUGGGGGAAGUGUUUAAGACGUACAACGUGGCCAUGGACUACUUCACGCUAGCGCUGAUCAUCUGGAACUUUGGAGUUGUAGGAAUGAUUUGUAUUCAUUGGAAAGGUCCUCUGCGGCUCCAGCAGGCGUAUCUCAUCAUGAUCAGUGCUCUCAUGGCUUUGGUCUUCAUCAAAUAUCUUCCCGAGUGGACCGCAUGGCUCAUCCUGGCUGCUAUAUCUGUCUAUGAUCUGUUGGCGGUGCUGUGUCCGAAAGGACCUCUGCGUAUACUUGUAGAAACGGCUCAGGAGAGAAACGAGCCCAUUUUCCCAGCCCUCAUCUAUUCCUCAACCAUGGUAUGGCUGUUCAAUAUGGCUGACACGGCAGACAGCAGGAACUCUAGCCAUCCAGUUCCUCAACAGGAAAACCAAGUCCUCUAUCUGUCCCCAGUGGUCGCAAUGGCACCUACAGCUCAGCCUGAAGAUGACGGCGGUUUCACGCCGACGUGGGUCGAUCACCAGCAGCAUCAGUUGGGCCCGAUGCAGACCUCGGAGGAGACCAGAAGACAGAUCCAGGAGUUGCCCUCUGCACGUCCCCCACCUGUGGAUGAUGAUGAUGAAGAAAGGGGUGUGAAACUGGGUUUGGGAGAUUUUAUCUUUUACAGUAUGCUGGUUGGUAAAGCGUCAGCUACAGCUAGUGGGGACUGGAACACAACUUUAGCCUGCUUCGUGGCCAUUCUCAUCGGUUUAUGUCUGACUCUACUGCUCCUCGCCAUCUUUAAAAAGGCCCUUCCAGCUCUACCCAUCUCAAUAACUUUCGGCCUGGUCUUUUACUUUGCCACUGAUAACCUGGUUCGUCCGUUCAUGGAUCAGCUGGCCGUUCAUCAGUUCUACAUUUAGUACGAAGAGGUCACUUCUUACGUACUGCUCAUUUCCAGAAUCCACUGACAGGGAAAAUUGACACCCUGUAGACGCAUACAUUUCUACUGGACACUUGACUGGAUUUGCCGAUUUUGGCAUUAAAUAACACUAUAUAUUUGCAGUGCCUCUCCAGUGACUGAUCUUAAUAUUCACUUUGAAAACAUGCUUGGUCGAUAUGCCGAACACUUGCUUGUUCAGCAAAAGCAAAGACCAUCUUACAUGUAUGAAUGCAUUGGAUGGCAGCGAUUUUAACUGUAUUAUGCGGAAUGGGACCAGUUUGCUUUCAUCACCAAAUCUUGCAUUAACUCUCUAGGCAUUAUGUUAAUAUCAGCUGUGAUCAAGUGAGCAUUAAUGUGUUGGAUUCACAAACACAGGUAGGUACUGACUUGUCUUCUAGGGGGUUUUGGGAGCAUUGGUUGAGUUGCAUUUUUUCACGUUUUGCUCUUCAAGAACAUGCAGGAGCAUUAUUUCAGAAUGUAUUAUAUGAGUCCUAAAUGUCUUUUAUGUUAAACGUCUCUGCACGAAAGGAUACGUUUGUGCAGGAACUGUUUUUUACCAGUGGAACGGUUGAUGAACGUUGUUUUUUUUUCGUAUUACCCACAUUUUUCGUCAUUUCAAGAAAUUGCUAAUUUUUUCUAACUUGUAAAUUGAAUGAUUCACAAAUAAAGGGGUUGCUCAUUUGAGCAAAUGUAAAAAAAAAACAUUUCUUCUUUUAAUAAAAAUAUGUGCUUGUU
Molecule: messenger RNA, 2293 nt
Organism: Paramisgurnus dabryanus
Lineage: Eukaryota; Metazoa; Chordata; Actinopteri; Cypriniformes; Cobitidae
Gene: psen1
Product: presenilin 1
Biological process (GO): membrane protein ectodomain proteolysis; Notch signaling pathway; protein processing
Cellular component (GO): gamma-secretase complex; membrane
Molecular function (GO): aspartic endopeptidase activity, intramembrane cleaving
Source: RefSeq, a predicted model, not a curated record